AUGUUGAAUGAGGCUGAUAAAAAGUCAAUAAAAGAGAACGCACAAAAAGCCCUUGAUAUACUCGAUGAUCAGGUCUUCGGAUUGUCAGAACAAGAGAGACAAAUUCACAACAUUGUUUACGAUUUUCUCCAAUCAAAAGACGGGAAAUGCUGUCUGCUCGAAGGCGAACGGAAUUGUGGACGAGAGAGCAUUCUUCAAAAAGUGAUGAACAAGUUCCGUAAAGAGUUACGAGUUAUUAACGCUGGAUUUGUUGCUGCCGAUCCAAAUUAUCAACAGGAGUUGGCUAGAGAAGGAGACGAUGGUUAUUCUGUAUUCUUGAUACGUGAUGCUGACAAACUCAUUACCCCACAGCAACAAAAAUUCCUGUAUACAAUGGUUGAUAAAGCGACACAUUAUUCUUGGCUUGUUUUUUUCUCCAUUUCAAGACAAGACUUUGCACAAAAUCUUCAGAAACAGGCAACAUCUCGUAUUCCUAAAGUUCAGGUUUCAUUUGAUAUGACUCACGAUUUUGAUGAAUUUUGCUCGACAAUGCAGAAGUUUUUGAUUCCUACUGAAUGUGAAAGAGACGAACGCUACACUAAGUUCAUCCUCAGUCUGAAACUGGAAAAGAAGUUGAAGCCUGUAUUCCAAACAAGCCAAUAUGUGACCCUGAAGCAGUUGGCAGCACAACUCCUUAUGCUGUUUGGAUACUAUUGUGAGAACAAUGAAGAUUGGAAUACCACUGUAAUUAACAAGAAAGUAGACGAACUAGUCGAGAAAUGUUUCCCAUAUCACAAUGAAAAAUCUAUUCUGUUAAAAGAUCAGACGUUGAGAUCUCAAAGUGUAUUUUUAUGCGUUUGGAAGCUUUUGCAAGAUAAGGAAUCAGAAGGACUGCUACUUGUUCCGAAAACAUCGUACAGAAAUGUGUUCCUCGCUUACAAAAAACUUGCCAACAAUUAUUACAAGCCUUUGGACGUAAGAAGCGAUAUCUACGUUUACCGCGAAUUAGAUCAUCUUGUUACAAUGGGACUUCUGAAAGCGGACGAAAGCACAAACGUAACCAAUACAUCCUUCAGAAAAAUAUGGCUACACUUCAACAAUAAAAUCGUGCAGGAAACGAUUCCACAACUUUCACUUCCAGAACGGAUUAACGUCUUUCUCGAUACCGUAUUGUGA
Caenorhabditis remanei is the source of this 1155-nucleotide messenger RNA. RefSeq lists its product as uncharacterized. The record is from RefSeq and is a predicted model, not a curated record. NCBI's taxonomy places the organism in Eukaryota, Metazoa, Nematoda, Chromadorea, Rhabditida, Rhabditidae. The coding region runs from base 1 to 1155 and encodes 384 amino acids. Gene Ontology annotation, biological process: DNA replication; DNA replication initiation. Gene Ontology annotation, cellular component: nucleus; nuclear origin of replication recognition complex. Gene Ontology annotation, molecular function: DNA replication origin binding. The transcript has 8 exons.